GAAGGGACCGUGAGGGCUAACUUGGGGGACGCAGGCCUCGGCACGGGCAGAAGCAGCCCGCAGGGCCCGGAACCUUCGGCCGCCGCCGCCCACAUUCGCGGCGGGACACGACCGGGGAACCCCUCCUCUGUUGCUAAGGGGCGGCCCGGAAGUGACGCUUUGUUGACAGCACACCCGCAGCCACAGGCUCUCGAAGCGGUCGAAGCAGGACCGGGGGGAGGGGCUGGGCCCAGAGCCAGCAGCCGGCGGCCCUCAGCGGCCCGAGGGCAAGGGAACGGCCUCCGUCCGGGACUCCGGCCGCUGCAUUCCCGCCCUGCCCCGCCCCGCCCCGCCGACCGGACCCGGACCAGAUCCGACCUCCUGCGGGGCUCUGGCAGCGGAUUCCCCAGGGCCGCGGCCUCUGCUUGCUGUGGCUCUGCCAAUGAUCUUGUGAGUGUUGAGAAUUUAUAGUUUCCCUUGUGGGUCCACCCUAGAGUGGCCACCUGUCUUCUCCCAGCAUGGCGUCCGACACACCUGAGUCCCUGAUGGCCCUCUGUACCGACUUCUGUCUCCGGAAUCUCGAUGGCACCCUGGGCUACCUGCUGGACAAGGAGACCCUGCGACUGCAUCCAGACAUCUUCCUGCCCAGCGAAAUCUGUGACCAGCUGGUCAAUGAGUACGUGGAGCUGGUCAGUGCUGCCUGCACCUUUGAGCCCUACGAGACUUUCUUCAGCCUCUUCUCAGACCCCCGCAGCACCCGCCUCACUCGGAUCCACCUCCGUGAGGACCUGGUACAGGACCAGGACCUGGAGGCCAUUCGCAAGCAGGACCUGGUGGAGCUGUACCUGACCAACUGCGAGAAGCUGUCUGCCAAGAGCCUGCAGACACUGCGGAGCUUCAGCCACAGCCUGGUGUCUCUGAGCCUCUUCGGCUGCUCCAACAUCUUCUAUGAGGAGGACAACCCAGGGGGUUGCGAGGACGAGUGUCUCGUCAACCCCACCUGCCAGGUGCUGGUCAAGGACUUCACCUUUGAAGGCUUCAGCCGCUUGCGUUUCCUCAACCUGGGCCGCAUGAUUGAUGGUGUCCCCGUGGAGUCACUGCUUCGGCCACUCAACUCACUGGCUGCCUUGGACCUCUCAGGCAUCCAGACAAGUGAUGCCACCUUCCUAACACAGUGGAAGGACAGUCUGAUGUCCCUUGUGCUCUACAACAUGGACCUUUCAGAUGAGCACAUCCGUGUGAUCGUCCAGCUGCACAAGCUGCGCCACCUGGACAUCUCCCGAGACCGCCUCUCCAGCUACUACAAGUUCAAACUGACGCGGAAGGUUCUCAGCCUCUUGGUGCAGAAGCUGGGGAAUCUGAUGUCCCUAGACAUCUCUGGCCACAUGAUCCUAGAGAACUGCAGCAUCUCCAAGAUGGAGGAGGAGGCAGGGCAGACCAGCACCGAGCCUUCCAAGAGCAGCAUCAUGCCUUUCCGGGCUCUGAAGAGGCCAUUGCAGUUCCUCGGGCUCUUUGAGACCUCCUUGUGUCGCCUCACACACAUUCCAGCCUACAAAGUAAGCGGUGACAAAAAUGAAGAGCAAGUGCUGAACGCCAUCGAGGCCUACACAGAACACCGGCCUGAGAUCACUUCCAGGGCCAUCAACCUGCUGUUCGACAUUGCACGCAUUGAGCGCUGCAACCAGCUUCUGCGGGCCCUGAAGCUGGUCAUCACAGCUCUCAAGUGCCACAAGUACGACAAGAACAUUCAAGUGACCGGCAGUGCUGCCCUCUUCUACCUGACCAAUUCCGAGUACCGCUCAGAGCAGAGUGUCAAACUGCGCCGACAGGUCAUCCAGGUGGUGCUGAAUGGCAUGGAGUCCUACCAGGAGGUGACGGUGCAGCGGAACUGCUGUCUGACCCUUUGCAACUUCAGCAUCCCCGAGGAACUGGAGUUCCAGUACCGCCGAGUGAACGAGCUCCUGCUUAGCAUCCUCAGCCCCACCCGGCAGGACGAGUCCAUCCAGCGCAUUGCUGUGCACCUGUGUAAUGCCCUGGUCUGUCAGGUGGACAAUGACCACAAGGAAGCUGUGGGCAAGAUGGGCUUCGUCGUGACCAUGUUGAAGCUGAUCCAGAAGAAGCUGCUGGACAAGACGUGUGACCAGGUCAUGGAGUUCUCCUGGAGUGCCCUGUGGAACAUCACAGACGAGACACCCGACAACUGCGAGAUGUUCCUCAGCUUCAAUGGCAUGAAGCUCUUUCUCGACUGCCUCAAGGAGUUCCCAGAGAAGCAGGAGCUGCACCGGAACAUGCUGGGACUCUUGGGGAAUGUGGCGGAGGUAAAGGAGCUGCGGCCUCAGCUGAUGACCUCUCAGUUCAUCAGCGUCUUCAGCAACCUGCUGGAAAGCAAGGCUGAUGGCAUUGAGGUUUCUUACAAUGCCUGUGGUGUCCUGUCCCACAUCAUGUUCGAUGGGCCCGAGGCCUGGGGUGUCUGUGAGCCCCAGAGGGCCGAGGUGGAGGAGCGUAUGUGGGCAGCCAUCCAGAGCUGGGACAUCAACUCCCGGAGGAAUAUCAACUACAGGUUUGAGAUGGGAAGGUCCUUUGAGCCCAUUCUCCGCCUCCUUCCUCAGGGCAUCUCCCCAGUCAGCCAGCACUGGGCCACCUGGGCCCUAUACAAUCUUGUGUCUGUCUACCCUGACAAAUACUGCCCCCUGCUGAUCAAAGAAGGUGGGAUGCCCCUGCUGAGGGACUUGAUCAAGAUGGCCACUGCCCGACAGGAAACCAAGGAGAUGGCCCGCAAGGUGAUUGAGCACUGCAGUAACUUUAGAGAGGAGAACAUGGACACGUCCAGAUAGAGGCCUCCACCCAUGGCCACACAGCCUGGACCACAGGACCGGAGGAAGCGCUGGAGUCCAGUGGGCAGGUCCCUUGCAGAGCCUCCCGCUGGAUGAAGAGACAGUGAGGACUUUUGCACAGCUGACGCUUUUCCUUAAUGCUAGUGAGAUAUAUAUUACAUAUAUAUUAUUUUUUUUUUUUGGUUAGGAAGUGUGAAGUUUUGUGUGUAUGACUUCUCCUAAGUCUCCGCAGCUCCUUGCCUCUCUCAGCCCACCUCCAAGCUUUCGUUGCUGCCGUGUUCACUCCCGCCCCAGCCAGGCUUGCCUCAAAUGCUGUGAGUGUCCAGUCCCUUCCCAGUGAGCUCAGAUCCUGGCCUGGCUUCUGUCUGUUGUGGGAGGAGCUGGCCCUUGCCAGGCUGCUCAGCAUCCCAGGUGUCUGCCUGAGUGCCCUGUCUGGCUCCAGGUGAAGUUGGUGGGGUUUGGGGAUUGAGACCAGCUCUGCGGAGUCUGCAGAAGCCUUGGUGCUCCGGGCUGUGAGCCAACCGGGGUCGGAGAGGAAGCUGUUCCCAGGCCUCAGGCUAAGCAGCUCCUGGCCAGAGAACCCUGGAGAAGCAGGGCUGUGUUGGCCCACUGCUCUCUGGCCAGGCCUGCCUGUGGCCAUGCUGCUAUGGAGACCAUCUCAUGUCUCCCUCAGGCCCCAGGCUUUUGAAGGCUCCAGCCCCAAGAUGGUCAGAAUUCAGGGGCAAUUCCACUGCCCCUUCUGCCAAACAUGCCCCAACCUACCCCAGCUCUGGCAGCUGGCACUUUCCAGGACCAGGGUCUUGCUUCUUUUUCUGUAGCCCUCAUCUGCCCACAGCACCCCAGUGCCCAGAUACUCCCACCAGCAGAGCUGAGCCCACCCCCUGCCCAGAAGGUAGAAGGCAGGAGGUCCCCACUCCAGCCUCUCACAGUGGCAGCGGACAGCCAUCUACAGACCAGCACUGGGCCAGUUCUCUGUCCCUCCAGUCCACUCAGGCUGUCCCUGAGAAGCUGCUGUGUUGUGUGACAGGCUGCUCUCUAGGUGUCUCCUGCACCCUCUCACUGUAUCUCAGCAUUGCUUCUCGUUGGCACAGGACUGCUGAGGAGGCCUGUGCUCACAGGGAGAAAAGCUCACCCGGGAGGCAGCUUUUGGUAUGACUUUUUCUGCCCUCUUGCUUCUCUGGGCCUGUUCUUUGAUUCUUCUGGCCUGGCAUAUCUGCCUCCAGGCAGAAGUGGCCCGGCUGUUCCAAAAACUCAGGGAGAGGUAACUGACCUCUCCUGAGGAGACUGUCUCCCCGGCCAGGCUAGAGGGCUUAGCCGUGUACUUCUCCCACGCAGCACUUGGGCAACCCCAGCCCCUCCUUUCCAUCCCGAGCCCUUCUGGCAGCAGCCAGACCAUGAGCAGAGUUCAUAUCCCAUCGCUUACCACCUGGGGUCUGGGUAAAUGUCUGUACUUUGGGGUAUCACAGAAAUACAUUUUUGUGCAAAGUG
Myodes glareolus (Bank vole) is the source of this 4301-nucleotide messenger RNA. RefSeq names its product zyg-11 related cell cycle regulator (gene Zer1). The record is from RefSeq and is a predicted model, not a curated record. NCBI's taxonomy places the organism in Eukaryota, Metazoa, Chordata, Mammalia, Rodentia, Cricetidae. Gene Ontology annotation, cellular component: Cul2-RING ubiquitin ligase complex. Gene Ontology annotation, molecular function: protein binding.